CAGUCUCACCGUCGAGUCUUUGAUGCUGACUUGCUGAGGAAUGAUCAGAAGAUGAGAUUUUGGAGUAAGAAGACGACGAAGAAGCUGAAGAAGAACUUAGAAGCAAAUCAACGGCUAAGAUUGUUCCAAGAGAACGGGAAGGUACUCUUGGAAGAUCUCAUCGAGCUUUGCAAUGGCAAAUCCAAUCCAAUUAAAACCUUCUCUGCUAACGAAAUCCUCGAAGCCACAGACAACUUCAGCGAGAGCAAUCUUGUGGUUCGAUUCGAGUUCAUGUACAGAGGUAUGCUCCAAAACCGUCCUGUUCUAAUCAAAAGAGCCAUAUGGAGUUUAUACAAAUCUGAUACAUUAGAAAAGAUUUGUCGUGACAUUGCUGUCUCAUCGAUGGUGAGUGGUCACAAGAAUUUCCUCAAAUUGUUAGGUUGUUGCCUUGAAUUUGAGCAUCCGGUCUUAGUUUGUGAGUAUGCAGAACGUAUACCUUUCAAUAAUACUCCAAACCCGGACAUGUUGUUGCCAUGGGGAAUGAGGAUAAAGAUUGUGAAAGAGAUUGCAAUCGCGGUUUCUUACCUUCAUACAACGUUUUCAAGAACUAUGAUUCAUACCGAUAUACAACCUUCCAACAUUUUCUUGGAUUCAAAUGGGACAGCAAAGUUAAGUGGGUUUUGUCUUUGUGUCUCAAUUCCUGAAGGAGAGACAUUUGUUAAGGUUCAUGCUGAUAGAGUAGAAGGAACAUUAGAUUAUCUUGAGUACAACUAUGCUGCCACCGGACUGAUCACUGAGUAUACCGAUGUUUUUAGCUUUGGAGUGUUGUUGCAAAACUUUUUCACGAGAAUGUAUGGAGUGGUUGAUUAUUGUUGCAGUGAAGAUGAGAGUCUAUUUGAAGAGUUUGAAGACAAACAAAAUGUAAUGAAUAUGAGGAUUUCAGAUAGAAUAUCCAUAUUUGUGCAAGAGGAGAGAAUCUUUGAGGUGCUGGAUCCAAAUAUAUUGGAAAGUAUGGGUGAUGAUGAAACCGAAGAACACAAGAUACGGCGAAUGGAAGCAGUCCUUAUGCUCUCACUCAGAUGCACUGGCCAUAGAGGUGAUGUUCCAAAGAUGAUGGAAGUUGCCAAGGAACUAAAAAGGAUUGAGAGAUGCACAUAGAGUGAAUUUUACAACAUCUAUUGGAUGUAUUUGUAAUAGUAAAAAAUAUUUGGAUCAAACUGAUUUAUUUAUCGUUGGUCCUAUAUAUACCUUUGAGGCUUUGUGAGAUACUAUUUCAGAAAUAGCAAUACUCACUUUGACA
This is a messenger RNA of Capsella rubella, 1279 nucleotides long. Its product is annotated as non-functional pseudokinase ZED1. Gene Ontology annotation, biological process: cell surface receptor signaling pathway; protein phosphorylation. The record is from RefSeq and is a predicted model, not a curated record. Lineage: Eukaryota; Viridiplantae; Streptophyta; Magnoliopsida; Brassicales; Brassicaceae. Gene Ontology annotation, cellular component: plasma membrane. The transcript has a single exon. Gene Ontology annotation, molecular function: ATP binding; protein serine/threonine kinase activity. Bases 52 to 1137 code for a protein of 361 amino acids.